AUGAAUGGUGAUAUUCAAUUUGAGAAUAUCAACUUUGCUUAUCCAACUAGACCUGAUGUCUUAGUUUUACGAAAUCUAACACUGACGGCUCGUGCAGGUGAGAUAACAGCUUUAGUCGGUUCAAGUGGCUCUGGCAAGAGCACAUGUAUUUCACUUCUACUUCGUUUUUAUGAACCUUUGUCGGGUCGCAUCGCAAUCCAUGAUCAAUCGAUCACCAACUGCAAUUUCAAACAACUGAGACAGAAAAUUGGUGUGAUUCUUUUUGCCACAAGUGUCUAUGAAAAUAUUCGCUUUGGUAAGGAAAAUGCAACAAGAAUGGAGAUCGAAGAAGCAGCACGUCAAGCUAAUGCCCAUGACUUCAUCAUGCAAUUACCUAAUAAUUAUGACACAAUUGUCGGUGAACGUGGUGUUCAAUUGAGUGGCGGUGAAAAGCAACGAGUAGCUUUGGCUCGUGCUCUUAUCAAACAGUCAGCCUUGCUUUUGUUGGACGAAGCAACAAGUGCUCUUGAUAAUACCAAUGAAAAGAUUGUUCAGGAAGCACUCGAUCGAGCUUGUAAAGGUUUGCACGUAUCAUUUUGUUUAAAUUAUAUUAUCUAUGGUUACACAUAG
Molecule: messenger RNA, 609 nt
Organism: Rotaria sp. Silwood1
Lineage: Eukaryota; Metazoa; Rotifera; Eurotatoria; Philodinida; Philodinidae
Source: the annotation of a GenBank genome assembly